Molecule: messenger RNA, 706 nt
Organism: Hemicordylus capensis (graceful crag lizard)
Lineage: Eukaryota; Metazoa; Chordata; Lepidosauria; Squamata; Cordylidae
Product: hypoxanthine-guanine phosphoribosyltransferase-like
Exons: 8
Coding region: 1-654 (217 amino acids)
Biological process (GO): IMP salvage; GMP salvage; guanine salvage
Molecular function (GO): hypoxanthine phosphoribosyltransferase activity; magnesium ion binding
Source: RefSeq, a predicted model, not a curated record
AUGGUUUUCUCUCCUGCUCACUUACAGAUAAAAGAUGAAGACGACGGCUACAAUAAGAAUUUGUUUUGUGUCCCCAAACACUAUGAGGAUGAUCUAGAGAGAGUCUUCAUACCUCAUGGGCUCAUUCUUGAUAGGACAGAACGUUUGGCCAGAGACAUCAUGAAAGACAUGGGCAGCCAUCACAUCUUUGCUCUCUGUGUACUUAAAGGAGGGUAUAAAUUCUUUGCUGAUUUGAUGGAUCACAUAAAAGCACUAAAUCGAAACACGGAUCAAUCUGUCCCUAUCACUGUCGAUUUUGUGAGGCUAAAAAGCUACAGUAAUGAUUCAUCAAUGGGAACUGUCAGUAUCAUUGGAGAAGAGUUGACCGCCUUUAAAGGAAAGAAUGUCUUGGUAGUAGAGGACAUUAUUGAAACGGGUCAAACCAUUCAGACUCUUCUCUCCAGAAUAAAGGAGCACGAACCACAGAUGGUGAAAGUAGUAAGCCUGCUCAUUAAAAGGACUAUCCGAAGUUCAGGAUACAGACCUGACUAUAUAGGGUUUGAAAUACCAGAUAAAUUUGUAGUGGGGUAUGCUCUUGACUACAAUGAGUACUUCAGGGACCUAAAUCAUAUCUGCAUUCUGAAUGAGAAAGCUAAGGAGAAAUAUAAAGUCUGAUCGUGUCAUCAACUGGAAUAAUGGACCAGCAAAAUGGCAAGGUCACAGUGGC